Molecule: messenger RNA, 585 nt
Organism: Leptosia nina
Lineage: Eukaryota; Metazoa; Arthropoda; Insecta; Lepidoptera; Pieridae
Source: the annotation of a GenBank genome assembly
AUGGAAUCUAGAAUAUCUAAACUGGAAGAGAGCGUGCUUCAGCUGGGGGCUAAUAAUCAGCAUAGCUGUGAAGUAAACGGUGAAGUAGAACUAUUGAAGAGACGCCUGAAUCAGUCUGAACAGCAAUGCCUCAUGAAUGAUGUGGAGAUCGCGGGAGUUUUCGAGGCGAACGGCGAAAAUACUGAGCACGUCGCGAUUUCAUUGGCUCAAAUAUUAGAAUUAUUUGAACGUCUCGUGUAUAAAAAAAGAAUUGCUUAUGUGAAAGACCUGGUCACUAGGAAGGUGGACAUACUAGCCGUAAAGGAGACGUGGCUUCGGGAGGGAGAGACGGGACGCGCUCCUCAGGUGACGGGUUACAGGCUUCGACAUAUUCCCCGCCCACCGUCGGUUCGCACUCGCGGUGGAGGCGUAGAUGUGGGUGAGAACUACCAUUCGGGGCAAACUGCAUAUAGACCGCCUUGGUUCGAUGGACAGCUAUUUCUUAAUAAAAUAAAAAAUAAAAAAAAUGCUCCGGUGUCGGAAGUGGCAGUCGAUCACAUAAGAGAUUUAAGCAUGACUGCUUGCGUUUGUAUUUUGUACUUUUAA